AUGUUGAACACAAUCAUCGGAGAUCAUGAACCGUCAUAUCAGUUGACAACAAUUGUGAAAAUCUCUUUCAUUCCUUCACUCGAUCGUUCUUAUGGUAACAAGAGAAGUAAGUGGCUAACAGCUCGGUUACUCGUUUCGCCGGAGCUCUACACCGUAACCGCCGAUUCCAACUCCGCUGCAUCUCCCUUCGUGCUCUUCCGUUUAGGGACUUAUAAGUCAUUUGACGGAGACUUGAGCGUUUUGGUGAUCUGUACUAUUCUCGGAUCUCUAACUAUACAAUUGUUGCUUGAUUUGCGCCUAAAUUCUAGCUAUCAAAUCAGUGGAGAUAGAAACUUUGAAUGUUGA
This is a messenger RNA of Lactuca saligna, 345 nucleotides long. Lineage: Eukaryota; Viridiplantae; Streptophyta; Magnoliopsida; Asterales; Asteraceae. The record is from the annotation of a GenBank genome assembly.